AGAGUCACAACAAAGUAGGCGUUCACUUAUAUUUUACAGACAUUAACGACUUGGUAAAAGUGAGUUUAGUAGUUUCAGCGUAUUUUACUGGAGUAAAAUCAAGUCUGUGAUCAGAGGUGAAGGGAGGAGCCUAAAGUUACGCCCACCUAUGGCUUAAAAGCCCCAACUGAAGACUGUGUGUUCACGUUCAGCUUUGACUGAAAGACCGACAGAGCUGCUGCUACCGCUGGAUUGUUCUUGGAAUACAAUCAUGAAAUUGCUUCAGGAUUCAGAGGACGCCAAGGCCAAAAGGAAGAGUCUCAAACCUCAGGUGGAGAGACGUCGAAGAGAGAGAAUGAACCGCAGCCUGGAGAGCCUAAAGACUCUUUUGCUACAGCCACAGGAAGCGACUCAGCGCAGAGUGGAGAAAGCUGAGAUACUUGAGCACACAGUCCACUUCCUACAGAACCCUGCCAGAGGAGACAACACGAGAGCUGGAGGUGGUGGUGGAGGAGGCCAGAAACACUCCUUCCAAGACGGUUUCUCCACCUGCAUGCAGAGAGCUGCACACUUCCUGGGACCUGAAGGGAAAGGCCUGUGGCUUGGAGCAGCACUGGAUGCAUCUUUUGCUGCUCGCUUUCCCCGUUCAGACUCUGAUCCUGCAGGCCUUCGAAGGAGGACUGAAGCUCAUUCCCCCUCCAGCUCUCUGCUUCUCAGAAGGUCCUCCAGGUCCAUUCUUCAGUUGCUGAUACACAGGUCCAGGCACAGAUUGUGCACACCUGCCCCCACUGUGGCCAGUUGUGUUCAGACCCGAGGAGAAUCACAUCGCUCCCCCACAACUCCCCAGCAGCUCCACAAAGUUGCGAGUCAAGCGAGCAAACAGAGCCCGUCUCAGAGCCAGCCGGUCAGCCAGUCACUGUGGAGGCCCUGGCCCUGAUCACCACGCAGUGACUUCAGAAACUGAACUUUUAAUGACUAUAUCAUGCGGAUUGAUAUUCAUACAGCAGCAUGUGGUGUUCAUUUGACUUUCUACAAGGACAUUUUCAGUGCAGCGUAUUGAACACGGGCCUCCUGCUUUCUGUAAAGUCUGAUAAAUUUGUAGAUAUUGUAAAUUUAUUACGAUCACACCAAGUGCUGCUACAGCCUUUACAGGCCAACUCGUGUUAAUUGUGUCAUUUAUGAAGUAUUUUUGCACCUUAAUUUAUUUUAUUUGUCAUUUGUAAAUAAACAAAAGGAAAGAUCACUAAACAAUG
Molecule: messenger RNA, 1232 nt
Organism: Siniperca chuatsi (mandarin fish)
Lineage: Eukaryota; Metazoa; Chordata; Actinopteri; Centrarchiformes; Sinipercidae
Gene: her7
Product: hairy and enhancer of split related-7
Exons: 3
Coding region: 251-916 (221 amino acids)
Biological process (GO): regulation of transcription by RNA polymerase II; anterior/posterior pattern specification; regulation of neurogenesis
Cellular component (GO): nucleus
Molecular function (GO): RNA polymerase II cis-regulatory region sequence-specific DNA binding; DNA-binding transcription factor activity, RNA polymerase II-specific; protein dimerization activity
Source: RefSeq, a predicted model, not a curated record